Elaeis guineensis (African oil palm) is the source of this 1277-nucleotide messenger RNA. Its product is annotated as probable calcium-binding protein CML10. The record is from RefSeq and is a predicted model, not a curated record. Lineage: Eukaryota; Viridiplantae; Streptophyta; Magnoliopsida; Arecales; Arecaceae. Gene Ontology annotation, molecular function: calcium ion binding.
GGCAUAUAGUUUCAGUCAGGAUCAGUACCUCCCUGAGCCUUGUGGCAACAGUACAAAUAUUGGCCAGGCAACGGAUUGAGGGGGAUGGCAUGAGGGGGAAAAAAAAAAAAACUCUUCCCUCUCGUUUCCACCGCUAAUAAGGUAGUAUAUUUAACUUCACCGCCCGUGAAUCCACCCUAAAAAAAGAAACUAACCGUUACCACCUCGGGCAAAUAGCCACAUGUUAGAAAUGCCAAACCCACCCAAAGCUUAACGGAAACCAGUAGUUUGUUUUCCAAUCAGAUUCAGAGACCGACUCCGGAAUCCUCUCCCCCUUACGAAACCACUCCAAACUUGGCAAACUCCCCUACCAGAUCCCCCAAUUCUUGUUCCCACUUAUUUUUGGAGCUCUCUCUCUCCUCUCCUGUCGUCAACCCACCCCAAAACCAUCCAAUUGCUUCUCCCCAGGUUCCUCAAUCCAAUUCAUUACUUCCCUCUUUUUCUUCUUCCUUCAAUCUUGAAACAAAUUCCAGAUGGGUCUCAUGAGAUGCAUCCUCCCUCGCCGGAACAAAUCCAAGCCGCCGCCGCCGCCGCCGUCACCGUCGCCGUCGCCGUCGUCGACCUCCCCCGCGACGCCGACGUUGGCAGCCGAGACACCAACCAAGCAACUUGAGAGGGUCUUCAACAAAUUUGACUCGAAUGGCGAUGGCAGGAUAUCUUCCUCCGAGCUCGCCGCCAUCUUCCGAUGCCUCGGCCACCCGCCCACCGACGAGGAGCUGGAGAUCAUGAUGGGGGAGGCUGACUUCAAUGGGGAUGGCUACAUCAGCCUGGAAGAAUUCUUGGAUCUCAACACCAAUAAAGUUGAUGCCAAGGCAGCGCUGGAGGACCUCCGGCAUGCGUUCUCGGUGUUCGACAUGGACCGCAAUGGCUCGAUAUCGGUCGACGAACUCAACAAGGUGCUGCGGAGCAUCGGCGAGGGGGCGACGAUGGCGCAGUGCAAGAAGAUGAUCGACGGAGUGGAUCAGGAUGGGGAUGGCUUCAUUAGUUUUGAGGAGUUUAAGGACAUGAUGAUGGGUCCUUCAUUUACCCCUGCUUCAAUAGACAGGGUGGAGUGAAUUGAGGCAUUCUUCUAUGUGGACUUACAUGAUGUAUUCUAUUUUCUUCUUCUUCUUUUUUUCUCUUUUUCACUCUGCCUUUCUUCAGUCUCUUGAAAACAAUUAACUCAGAUUAGAUUAUGGAUAAUUUGUAGAAAAACUGACUGAUUACAGUGGAUUUGAUAAACAUAAUUUACAGUUUUA